AUGCCGUCAGGUUCCGGUUAUGACGCCGUUGUUGACGUCGACGAUGAGGGUGAUCUCGGCCACACUGAUCUUCAAGACGAUCUCGAAUUUCACACAUCAAAUUUCACGGACACGGCACCAGGCGCUCGCAAGCCUCCUUCUUCCGGACUUCCUCCUCCCGCGACGGCCUCCUCCGGCUCCUCGAAACGCUUCCUAUGGAGCUUGAACUUCUACGCCCAGUACUUCGAUGUCGACACCUCAGCCGUUCUCUCCCGCUGCUGGGCCGCCCUGUUCCCGCGCGCAAACUUCCUCGACGUCCUCGAGGGUAACCCCGACCUCUACGGCCCCUUCUGGAUCGCCACGACCGUCGUCCUGAUCCUCUUCCUCGGUGGCACCAUCAGCCAGUACCUCUCCAGCACCGGCACCGGGCCGUUUGCUUAUGACUUUAAGCUUCUCAGCGGCGCCGCUGGUCUCGUCUACGGCUACACUCUCUUUGUCCCCGUGGGCCUCUAUCUAGCCCUCCGCUACUUUGGCUCCGAGUCCGCCAACCUCCUCGAGUGCUGGGCUCUGUAUGGCUACGCAAAUCUGAUUUGGAUCCCCGUUGCCCUCAUCAGUUGGUCCCCGAUCAACAUUCUUAACUGGGUCUUCGUCGCCGUCGGCUGCGGCAUGUCCGUCGCCUUCCUGUUGCGCAACCUAUACCCGGUCCUCAGCGCCACCGACCACCAGACGAGCAAGAUUCUUCUUGUCGUCGUCGUCGCCUUGCACCUCGGCCUGUCUCUCGCAAUUAAGAUUCUCUUCUUCGCGCACGGCAGCCCCGUCGCGAGCAACCCCGCGCAGCCUCCUGCCGAGGGACAGCCUCCCAAGCCCGAAUUCUUCUAA
This is a messenger RNA of Colletotrichum karsti, 858 nucleotides long. RefSeq names its product yip1 domain family. Gene Ontology annotation, biological process: vesicle-mediated transport. The record is from RefSeq and is a predicted model, not a curated record. The transcript is spliced from 3 exons. Bases 1 to 858 code for a protein of 285 amino acids. Gene Ontology annotation, cellular component: Golgi apparatus; membrane. Lineage: Eukaryota; Fungi; Ascomycota; Sordariomycetes; Glomerellales; Glomerellaceae. Gene Ontology annotation, molecular function: small GTPase binding.